AUGGAGUUGAACGAAACGAUGGACGAUGAGCUUGUCAACGCUACAGAUCUACCUGACUUGUCCAAUGUCCUCAUCGACACAGGCCAAUCGAAUCGUUCCACGAAUUUCUACGAUUACAGAAACAACCACGAGCUGGAGCAAGUUCUUCUUCUGGCGAUGAAGGCCACUGUCAUGGUAUUCAUCAUUCUCUGCGCUCUUUUCGGCAACCUGCUGGUAAUAGUGUCCGUAAUGAGGCACCGAAAGCUUCGCGUGAUUACUAACUAUUUCGUGGUUUCGUUAGCGCUCGCCGAUAUGCUGGUCGCUAUUUUCGCAAUGACGUUCAACGCGUCGGUGGAACUGUCAGGUAGAUGGUUAUUCGGUUACUUCAUGUGCGACGUAUGGAAUUCGUUGGACGUGUUCUUCAGCACUGUGUCUAUUCUACAUUUGUGCUGCAUAAGCGUCGAUCGAUAUUACGCUAUAGUGCAGCCAUUGGACUAUCCAUUGAUCAUGACGAAUCUUAGGCUGAGCACCAUGCUGAGCGUGGUGUGGUGCUCACCGACGGUGAUGAGCUUCCUGCCCAUCUUCGCCGGCUGGUACACCACCGAGAAGCACCUCGAGUUCCGCAGGAAUUAUCCGGAUGUGUGCGUGUUCCAAGUGAACAAACUCUAUGCCGUGAUCAGCUCCAGUGUCAGUUUCUGGGUGCCGGGCAUCAUCAUGAUCGCGAUGUAUUACAAGAUCUACAGGGAGGCCGAUCGACAAGAACGGAUGCUGUAUCGGAGCAAAGUGGCGGCCGCUCUUUUGAACAAACAUCUGCAGAUCAAUGGCAUUUCCGCCGGUUUGACCACGCUCCCGACCGUGGAUCAAUCGUCGCCUGAUCCACAGCCAGAAGAUCCACCGAUCACGAGCAGCAGUAAAAUGAGGAGAGAGAGGAAAGCUGCUAGAACAUUGGGAAUCAUCAUGUCAGCGUUUCUGGCCUGUUGGCUUCCCUUCUUUCUCUGGUACAUCAUCACAUCCCUCUGCGACAGCUGUGAAAGCAGCGACGCUGUAGUGGCGGUCGUGUUCUGGGUAGGCUACUUCAACAGCGCGCUGAACCCUCUCAUCUACGCCUACUUCAAUCGAGACUUCCGGGCCGCCUUCAGGAAGACAUUGGAAAGUUGUUGCGUGGCGAUCGGCCCUGUUCGCGAUCUACGUCAAGUCCACAGGAAGCAGGACUUGGUGCACAGCAACGCGUCGUCAGAGUUACACGUGAACAAUCAACUGAGAACCAGCGAGAUGACCAACGUGCACAUCGAGGCGUGUAUCUGA
Habropoda laboriosa is the source of this 1284-nucleotide messenger RNA. RefSeq names its product octopamine receptor beta-1R-like. The transcript is spliced from 3 exons. The record is from RefSeq and is a predicted model, not a curated record. Gene Ontology annotation, cellular component: membrane. Gene Ontology annotation, molecular function: octopamine receptor activity. The coding region runs from base 1 to 1284 and encodes 427 amino acids. Gene Ontology annotation, biological process: adenylate cyclase-activating adrenergic receptor signaling pathway. Lineage: Eukaryota; Metazoa; Arthropoda; Insecta; Hymenoptera; Apidae.